AUGGCUGAAACCGACGGCGAACUCGCGGCCAGGAAGAGGCGGUGGAAGUGCCUCAACCACCUGACGGCACUCCUGUCGGAAGGCACCGUCCGCCUCGAAGAUUUGGUUUCCGAACUCGAAAAUGAUCAAAACAACCCUAUCCCACCGUUGGAGCCUUUCUCUUUCUCAAGAAAGGGCAAGCGUUCUCCAAGAACCGGGUCAAAACCGACACACGACGAAAAGCCCGAGUCCAGCUCGGCCCGGAUCAAGAUAACAUUCAAGAACCUUCCUUCCGUGGCCGGGCCCCUCCCAUGCAAGAGAAAAAAGGUUUCCGAAAAUGCCCUCCAAAAACCGAAGAAGAAGCAGCCGAGGUUCGAUAUCAGGAGUCACAUCAUGACUGAUCAGUUGCCCGGGCCCGAGUUGCCCAGGUUAGCCGACCCGGGUCUGCCCGGUGAGUUUGUGGAGUACAUUAUCCGGAACAAUGGUCGGCCCGAGAGCUUUGUGUUGCUGAUAGAAAAGAAACUGUUCAAUACGGACCUAAGCCCGAGCCACGCGAGGCUGUCGGUGCCGAUUUGCCAGGUGAAGAGGCCGUUUUUGUUGAAGGAGGAAGUUGAGAAGCUGAAGGCAGAUAGGGCAAUGAAGGUGAAGCUAUUGCAGCCGAACGUGGAGAAGUGUAGGCUGACUUUGGCGUUGUGGGAAUCGAACUCGACGUAUGUGUUGAACGGCGGGUGGACAGAGGUCGUGGAUAGAAACAAGCUGGUGAUCGGGACAAGUGUUCGGCUGUGGUCUUACCGUAAGACGAAUUCCAAACUGCGUUUCGUAUUGGCAAAGGUUGAGUGA
Striga hermonthica is the source of this 819-nucleotide messenger RNA. The record is from the annotation of a GenBank genome assembly. Lineage: Eukaryota; Viridiplantae; Streptophyta; Magnoliopsida; Lamiales; Orobanchaceae.